AGAGAUGGAAUGAACAUGGAGUAUUUCCAUUCUACUGAAUACUUCCACUCCUGAAGGAAAAUACUUUACAUUUUACUCCACUACAUUUAUUCUAUAACUUUAGUCACUUGUUGCUGUAUAUUGCAUGCUGCAUUUAUAAUUAAUUUAUUUGAUUGGUAAUUUGAUAAAAUAAACACUGAUUCCAGUAAUAAAUCAAUAAGAAAAAUGCUAAUAUCUUAGCUGAUAAUCAGCCGAUCAUGGAAAGCCAACUGAAAAAAUAUACUUUUUGACCAGUGAAAUUUAUUUAUGUUUUGUCUGAAAUGUAUUAUUUUUUUUUAGUGUCGAGUCGAGUGAGAAAACGUAUUUUUUCACCACUGAAUUUAUUUAUUUUUUUGUCAUUCAUUGAGCAAAGUGAAAUUAUUCUUUUCCUCAGAAAAUGUCAAUAUCUAAUCCAAUAAUCAGCCAACUACAGAGGCCCUGAGGGCAAAGGAAUUUUUUUUUAGGAUGCUCCUUUUUCUAAGUGGUAAAAAAUGUAUUCACAGUGAUUUUUUAUUAUUUUUUUUCAUGUCAAGGCCAGUGAAAAAUACGGAGGAGUAUUGGGGCCAGGGAUGAGGAAAAAAAAGGAGAAGGAAGUUUUUUUUUUAUUAUGAACUCCAAGAAAAAAAUUGAAAUGUCUUGAAAUUGUAUUUCGACUUUAUUCUCUACUUUUCUUUUUUCUGAGUUCAUUCUGAAAAUAAAAAAAACAACCUGCCAUUUUUUUGUAACGUAUGAAAAAAUACAUUUCACCCAUGAAAAAAAAUAUUUCACUCAGCUCGUUACGUGAAAAACUUUCGAACAUGAAUCGUGACCAGUUGAAAAAUGUAUUUUUCAUGUAUCGAGCUGACUGAAAACAUUUUUUGGAAACUGUAAGUAUCAGAAAAUACAGAUAUCUGUGUUAAAAUGUAUAAAUUGAAAGUAAAAAUAAACACUCAAAGCACAGAUUCUGAAAAAUCUGAUUAAGUACAGUAACAAAGUAUUUGUACCUCUGACUUGCACCCAGUGAUAUUUUAUCUUUACUCUUACUUCAAUAUGACACUUGCUACUUUUAAACACUGUUAAACAGAAAGGAGCUAAUGGCCGUGCAGAGCCAACAGUAUUAUUUGUUAAUGGAUAUCUCCAUGUCUAAAGGAUCGGGCUCCUGAAUGAAUGUGAAAGGCCCCGCGGGUUGACGGGACAAUGACCUUGGCUAAAUGUUUUUCUUUUUUCUGCCCUGUGAUGCUCUGAUGAUCAGAGGGGCUGUUCAGAUGCCUGGAGUGGUCAGGGGUCAUCAAAGGGCAGCUGUCCACUAUAAAGAGGCCUGGCUGGAGCUCCGUCUGCACAGAGCAUCAUUCCAGCCUGAAACCAGCUGGAGGAAGGAACCAACCAAGGAGAUCUUCCCUUUUCUGUCCCCACUGCUGGAGAAGAUUUUGUGUUUUUUAGUGAAAAUGGAAGUUUGGGUCCUGACAGUUUUCUGCAUGUUCCUCUUCUGCUCCUCUGGAGUUUUGUCUCUCUCCACUCAGGGGCUCAGAUAUCACGCCGGCCUCGAGGCCAGUUUAGCACUGAGAAAUCUGUCAGUGAAUCAUCGCAGCAGAUACCCGCUGUACAUGAUGCAGCUGUACCGCUCCUUCAGGAUGUCUGAGUCCUUCUCCUCAGUAGCUGUCGACGCCGUCAAGAUGCAAGGUGAAGACCCGUCAACGCAGCGCUCUGACUCAGUCCUGAGUCUGAUGGCCAGAAGCUGUCAUCAAGUGGGCGAACGGUGGACGGUCGCGUUCGACAUGUCGUCCGUCUCCACCAGCGAGCUCGUCCAGCUGGCAGAACUUCGGAUCAGACUGCCAGCUUUCUCCGGCUCGAAGCGCGCCACUGUGGAUUUGUAUCACUCCAGAAAGCAGAGCUGUGAUCAGCACAGCACCACAUGUCAGGAUGAGCUCCUUUUCCUGGGGAGCUUUGUCACUUCACCCAGCCACUCCAAGUCCUCCUGGAAGGUUUUUAACGUGACAGCCCUGUUGAAAUACUGGCUGUACCAGGGAGACGGAGUGUCACCACAGGAGGCCUCAGGAGAGCCUGACAUGGAGCCUGGGAGCGGCGCUGGAGAUGAAAGAGCGUCUCUCUUCAAGAAUAUGGGAUUGAGGCAAAGAAAAAUACAUCAUGCAACCACGAACCGGGUCAUGAUGAUCAUCUUCUCCAAAAACAAUCUGCCCCAGAAAGGCCAUGUAGCAUACAGCCUCAUCCAUACAGUGGAGAACUCCAAGUACGUGACCAAGGACAGAGCCAGCAGUGACAGUCACAGCCGACGCCACAAAAGGAACAGGGUGGAGAAGAUGAGGGUGACUGACGGAGAUUCAUCCACCGCUGCACCGGCAGCAGAGCCGCCCCAGCGGCCGCUGUGCCGCAGGGUGGACAUGUGGGUGGACUUCGAGCUCAUCGGCUGGGACGAGUGGAUCAUCCACCCAAAACGCUACAACGCAUUCCGCUGUGAGGGAGACUGUCCGACUCCGCUGGACGAGUCCUUCCAACCCACCAACCACGCGUACAUGCAGAGCCUCUUGCGACAUCACCACCCUGAGCGAGGGUCCUGCCCGUCCUGCGUGCCGACGCGCCUCAGUCCGCUCUCCAUGCUGUACUUCGAAAACGACGAUCUGGCCCUGCGGCAUCACGAGGAGAUGAUUGUUGAAGAGUGCGGCUGUCACUGAGGGCCAGACGCAAAGAGCAAACAUCGACUUAACUUUAAUUCAACUGUGUCUUUCUUGUGUCUUUAUAUAUUAAUGUUCAGAUGUUAAAUUCAGAGUUCUUUGUUUUGUUUUACUGCAUAAGAUGAGCUUAAAUAAAAAUAUGUCAUCGAUGCUAAGUGAUACAGAAAAGCUCCAUUAUAUA
Molecule: messenger RNA, 2868 nt
Organism: Acanthopagrus latus (yellowfin seabream)
Lineage: Eukaryota; Metazoa; Chordata; Actinopteri; Spariformes; Sparidae
Gene: spaw
Product: southpaw
Exons: 3
Coding region: 1209-2687 (492 amino acids)
Biological process (GO): BMP signaling pathway; SMAD protein signal transduction
Cellular component (GO): extracellular region
Molecular function (GO): type I activin receptor binding; cytokine activity; growth factor activity
Source: RefSeq, a predicted model, not a curated record